AGAUUUUCUACCCUCCGAUUGGCUCAGGAGUCAUGAUUGGCAGGUGGUUAGGGCCCGCCCUGCCGGUGUCUGUGCAUGGAUCGGUCUGCUGCGAGAGCCUAAGCAUCAGAGAGUGGAGUGGAAACAGGAAGAAGGGGGAGAGGGGAAGAAAGGAGACAGAGGAGAGAGGAACGGGUGAGACAAGGUGGCGAGGAGUGAAAGAGAGGAAAAGGGGAGCAAGAGAGGGGGUGUGUGGAUCAAAGGAACAAAGACACUUAAAAAAAAAAAGGUAAACUACGGUGAAACAUGAUUGUAUUAUUUGUCUCUGUCUCUAUGGUAAUCGUCUCUCUGCAUGCAUUGUGCAGUCUGGACGAAGUGUGAGUGGCAUUUGUGUGUCUGUAAUCUGUUGAUUUCUGUGUUUUUCAGUGUGUCAUUGUUCUGAACGACGUGUGUGUGUUGGCUGAACAUACUGCAGUGUGUGGUCUGCAGACUGUGGUGCUGCACAUUCAUGCAUGAAGCCAACACACACACACACACACACACACACACACACACACAGACAUACAUGCACACAUGCAAUGCAGACAUGUAGGCUAGUGCACGAGCAGAAAUGUGGAAUGAUGAAUGUUGUAUGGGGGGGGGGGGCUUCUGCGGUUACACUUUUGCUGUGGUUACAUUUGUGUUCUGAGGAGCUGAGGUUGAACUGUUGAAUAUCAACAGUGUGUGUUUGUGGGAGGUGUACAGUAGUGUAUCUUCAGCUUAGCAAAGUGUGAAGCUUAAUCUUCAAUUUGAGGAAUUUCCAAACUAUGUCACAUGCAGCUCUUGGCUCGGGUAAAAGUUCAGCUCACUGUUAAACACAUCUUACACACUAAAACUUGUGGCCUUAUUGUGAUUUUUUUUAUAUAUAUAUAUAAAAGAGGGUGGCUCAAAUAUUUGACUCACUCUCAUUUGUAAUAAUAAAAAAAAAAGAAUCAAAAUGUAUAUAUGGUAAGCUUAGCUAGCGGAAGGUACAGCGUGUAUUCUUCCAGUGGAUGUGAUUGCCAGGUAACCACCUGGAUUUGACAUCCCAGGUAACCGUUCCUCACACAAUCCCAGCUGUCUUGCUCACACUCAGACAGACACACAAGCACGUGCGUUCAGUAUCAUCUUCAUACGUUGUCAACCUGCUCCAUUGUCUUUUUUUUUUAACGAAAAGCUUGCACAUUUUAUUGCAUUGUUUGCAUAUGACACCCCUCUUUUCUUGCUCUUGACCUUGCCUUGGUACAUUCCAGCACCCCCAGAGAGAGAGAGAGAGAGAGAACGCUGUGCUUUAUGGAGCAUACACCGGGAGAAGCUGCUGUUACAGAAAGGGAGAAGGGGAUAGAGCAGAGAGGGCUGUGGGGAUGUUAUUUUUAGAAAUGUGAUUGAUAUUCGCCUCGUACUGUAAGCUCUUUCUCCGGGACUGUGACGCUAUUUCAGGCCUGAAUCCAAUAAAAUCACACAUGUGAAUGCGUUCAGGGUGGGUCUGUACAUUGUCGCUUCUCACUUCCCUCUCCAUCUGUUCUCCACUUCCUAUGUUAGCUAGCCAAGGAGCAACCAGAGACAGGCCAGGUCUGGUGCAGCCCAUCCUUCCUUUUAUGGUAUAGGAUCUUUGCAACUUGCAAAGACCCACAAUGUAGCGGUAUGAACAUGCACAUCUGCAGGGAUUCACUUCAGCAGCAAGCCGUCUUAGAUAUGACAGGGGACAUUAGCAGGGGUAUGAAAUGCUGUCCAUUUGACAAAAUGAGGGCACAAAUUGGUGAGCAUGGCUGCUCUUAAACAAGAUAAAUAUUUCUGGGUUAGCUGUCUCGUUGCUGAGAUUUAAGGAGGUGGAGCAGAGAAUCAUUGGUGUUAAAGUAUACAUUAAAUCCCCUCCCUCUCGGUUUCGGUGUCCAAAUCACACACACACACACACACUCCCAAACAGUCCCCGCCUUGCUUGAGGCCGUGCUCCCAGCUCCGGACUAAAUGAUAUCAUCGGGACGGUUACCAGGGAUACAGGGACCCAGCGUGCAGAGAAAAGGGUGGGUGAGGCAUAGGCAGAGCUGUACACAUAGCCUGAAAGGAGAAAGGAAGCGGCUGGGAUAUUGGGUAUCAAGAAAGAAAAAUAGGAGACUUGUCGAGACAAGUGCGAGAAGAUAGCAAAGGUGAUGGGAGCAGAGCCAUGGGGAGGAAACAUGGAAGAUAAAAAGCCCUACUGUCAAAGGUUAUUGGCCCAUCCUUCCUCCUUCCAUCUCGUUUCGGUCCCUUCCUUUGUCUAGAGGGGGUCAAGUUUUGUAACGGUGCAAAUGUGUUGCAAAAGCAUGUGUUGUAGGAAACGACGGCUGGGAAUAGAAAAGGAAGAGAAUGGCAGCAAUACCUGAGGGAUGGAGGAGAGAUCCUGCUGUUGAUUUAAAAUAAUACAAGCUUCCUGUCUUGUACAUCUGUGCACUGACUGGCUCUGGUAUUUCCUCACUCUCUCCACUUUGUGUGUGUCUGUCUGUGUUUGUGUGUGUGUGUGUGUGUGUGUGUGUGUGUGUGUGUGUGUGUGUCUGUGUGUGCUAGCCAGCUAGUAGCCGAAGAUGAUCAUGUCUAUUUAAAGGGAUCUGAGGCUACAUGGGAUACUGGCUUGUUAUUCCUGACAGACAGCAUCAUCGAAUUUAGACCGGCGUGUGUCUCCCCCUGUCUUUUUCCUCGGUGCUCAUAGCAAGCCUGUUUGGUGCUAUCAGGUGUGAAGUGGAGGGCUUCCCAAACUCAGACCAAGACUGGCUGCAUGUAUCACCCAGCAGAGCUGUACUCUGGCCGUAACACAUGGGACUCCUACACGGCUGGAGGACCUAACAGAGGACAAUGGGCUCCUGUAAACGGUCGGCCCUGGAGCCACACUCAAAGCAGAUGCCAAGAAGGGCGCAAUCAAUCACAUCAUCCACCAUCCAAUCGUCUUUAUAGUAGGGGAGAGAGGACAGACCAUGUCCAGGACAAGGCUAUCUCUAAGGGAUACAGGCAGCCUCUGCGUCUUUGGGAUUGCAAAGAGCGUCCGUUUGAGGCCCAGAACUGGCAUCCCAACUCCACACGCUCAUUCAACAAUCGACCUGGCACCAACAACGGUUAUCUAACAGGACCCGGAGAGCGCUACACAAACUGGGACAACGAUGCCAGCAACUCUUUGCAUGGAGGUCCUCAUCUGCAUCGCAACCACAGAGAAGUCCAGUCCCCGCCGCAGAGAUGGGCCUCAUCAGACUGCCGCAGGAGCUUUCCUAACAGAAUGAUGAACAAUAGACCAGGACCCUGGAAACGGCCAGUCCUCCACCAGCGACGAGACCAGCAGCACCAGCACAGUCCCCCUCCACAGCACCCUUUAUCCCCCAGGGAAGAGUGUCCAGCCAAGAGGAGACGAGAAUCUGGCCCUGAUCAGUCUCAUCCGGGAUCAAGGCAUUUACCUUUAGUUGCCCAUGCCCCAUCACCAACUCGCCACAAUCGCUGCAAUCAAGACGACUGGAAGCCUCUUCAUGACAGGACUGGUCCUCUCCAUCACUCUGAUCACAGGACCUCAACCACACAGCAACCGGAAACCUCUAAAGUGCGAGCUGAAGGGCAUGGCUCUAGUAACAGUAGCCCAGCAGCUCUGAACCAGAGAUGCAGCAGCAGAUCACCACAUCACGGAAGCAGAGGGAAGGUCGACCGGAAAAUCUCGUCUUCACCAGCAGACCACACCCGUGUGCCUUACAGCCACCAACACCAUCAUUACCAGUACCAACGGCACACAGGCCAUCCCAGAGCCCCACAGCACAACCCGCCACCACACACUCAUGAGGAAAAGGACUCAAGGAACCAUCACCACAAAAAAAGCACAGAACCUCAGCGCAUUCAUCAAAGGGCUAAUUCAAGGGAUCCAGCCCUCUACAAGUCCUCUGGUUCAGCCUCUCCCCCCUACUCAUCCCUCCUCUGCACUCCUCAAAGUGAAGGUCGCACUGCCAGCAGUCCACAUUCCCCUUCCAGUCCAUCUGCCUACAUGGCCGCCAGUGGCAGAAAGGAUCAAUCAAAUAUCCGUCAAUGCAGUCCCAGCCCCAGAGGACAGCAGAAACUCCAGGGAAGCCCCAGUCACACCCCGAGACCUAGCUCAACAUCUCCCACGUCUCCUUCGUCCCACACUGGACCAAAAUCCAGGUUCUCAGAGGUCAAAAUUCGAAAGACUUCAAAGUCCCCCUGCUCACGACAGACAUCUCACAGCAGAUCAAAAGCAAUCAAGCCUGAGGCGGAGUUAGCCGAACGCAUUAAGAGUGACAAGCUCGUGAAAAAGGAGAGAAAAGAAGGGCUCCAAAAGACGAGCAGGAAAGAUGUGGAAACGAAGAGACGAAAGAAAAAGGAGGAGAAGAGGUUGGCCGAGAGAAAAAAGAAAAGGGAGAAAUCAGCGAAGAAGGAAAGAAAGUUAGGCUUGAAAACUCAAAUGCUAGAAAAGGAGAUAUUUACUUCUUUCUCUACUCCCAACUUCUCAUGUGAGGCCAAAGGGAGUAAAAUGGCGCUAACAACAAUGUCACCCGAGAAGCAGGUCCAGUCACCAUCAGCAUCCAAACACAAGCACAGGGAGAGGUGGGAACGAGAGAAGACACAAAGGCUGUCCAUAAAAACCUCUCCGCAUCCGUCCUCUGAAUCUCAGAAUCCCAAAAAGAAAAGCAGUCCUCCAAAAGUUUCCGUCAAGGAAAAAGUACCACAUUGUCCUCGCAGUAACACCAGCGACAAAAAGAUCAGCAAGAAGCCGGCCAAGGUUUCAUCCCAGCUGGAAGUCCGACCAAAAGCAAAGCCAGACGAGACUCUCCCCUCUCUUUUAUUCAAAGCCUUAGAACCUCUCACUACAGCCUGCUCUAUUAGCUUGGAGCAGCCAAUCCAUGGCAAAGAUGAUGGGCAGGGAGUUCUCAACGCCCCGGACCUACAGCCUGUUGCAGUGAUGGGAAACCUGCAGGAUUUGGGAGACAACCUUUCGAACACUCCUCCUGUCCUCAGCUGGCAGGGAUCUCCAGUCUCAGAUCUGGGAGACGAUGAGGAGGAGCUAGAAAAGGGAGUGAUAAGAAGACCUGUCCUCCAGCCAAGCCCAACCCAGUGCUUUUCCCCUCCUUCUGUCGACAGCGAGAGCACCGACGAUACUACCAAGGAGUCUUGUGAAGGUACACUUGCCGACGAUUCACACGAUAGCAUGCCAGAACUCUGUGAUCUACCUUUUGCGACUGAACAAACUGCCAAGGAAGAAAAGGAGGAGGACGUGGACAGCGCUGGGGAAACUUCGGAAUCUCUUCUCCGCGAGCUUCGCCACCAUAGAACAGGCUUGGAUGACGUCUUCAAGAGCCUCGCCAACUUUCUUGGAGGCCAAAAAGUCCCUUGUCGAGGCGGUCCAUUUGGGGGCCCUCCUGCUAGCACCGCUGGAGGAGUGAAGUACUCUUCUUCUGUCGCAUUGGGGCCAGAGAUCCGUGAGCAGCAGGAUUUCUUCCCCACACUGGAUCCUUUAGCAUCCUCUGAAGCCGGUAAUCAAUCACCAUCUCACACUACCUCACAUUGUCUUUCAAAAUCCAACUCUUCGACAGAUGGCAAGGAGCCUGUCAAGGACGCCGAGCUGCAGAAGAAGCAUGAACAAGCCGAGAGAAAUAUCAAAGAGAAACACGAGGACAAGAAGACGGAGAUCCUCACCGAGAGGACGGAGUCGUCUCUUUUGGAUGGGUCACUGAGUGCAAAGCUGCGGCUGACCACAACUAACACAGCCUCCUUUACCAGCCUCAUCACUGUCACCACCAAGGAAGACAGAGGGAGCUGCAAAGAGACAGAUCCCAUAAGAAGAGACAGGAAAAGAAAACGAAAUAGCAAGGACGAGGGAAGACAAGGAGAAAUAAAGAUUAAGAUCAAGACAGAAGAGAGCAGCGUCAUGUGUCCUAAAAACAAAGCGAUCGAGAAUGGGAGGGUAAAAGAAAGGGAUGUUUCGUCCUCAAUUUUUGUCAUCUCCAGGAAACCACCCAGAACUGUCAAAGACGGUAGGAAGCGCCAGAUUCUCCUGGAAAAACAAACAAAGCACGGCAAGGACAGAACACGUGACAAUGAAAACUCUGAGGGAAAGAUGGCAAUGGCAAAGAGAGAAGAAGGCGACGGGUUAGAAAAUAAGACAUCGGCAGCAGCUGGAGACACAAAUAAGAUGCAGAGGUCAGCAUCAAGUGUCACAAUCAAUGCGUCCAAAUUAUGUGUCUCCACCACGGCGAGUAAACCUCCCCGCUCCUCGGCUCCGGUCGACCCUCUGAAACUCAAGGCUUUGUCCAUGGGCUUGUGUAAGGAGUUGAAGAUCCUUCUGUUUAAACUUGAAAGUGCUGGAAGACAAACGUACAACUUAUCAGAGCUGGAGGCGAAAAGAAUCCCACUGUCCAAGAUCAGCAUUGAAAACACAGCAGCGGAAGUGAUAAGAGCUUGCAAAGGAACAAGUGUAAAGGGAAAAUUCAAGGAGUCCUUCCUGCUUCCUGCCUUCUCCGUCAAACCUAACAUUGCCGUUGUGACACCCAUUCCUAGAGAGAAGCUAAACCCUCCGACACCCAGCAUCUACUUGGAAAGUAAGAGGGACGCUUUCUCUCCAGUUCUGCUUCAGUUCUGCACUGAUCCCAAAAAUGCUGUCACUGUCAUCAGAGGCCUGGCUGGCUCCCUCCGCCUUAACCUUGGUCUGUUCUCCACCAAAUCGCUGGUGGAGGCCAACGCGGAGCAUGCAGUCGAGGUGAGGACUCAGGUUCAACAGCCGGCGGAUGAGAACUGGGACGCCAGUGGUUCAUUGCAGACCUGGCCCUGUGAAAGCAGCCGCUCACACACCACCAUCGCCAAAUACGCCCAGUACCAGGCUUCCAGUUUCCAAGAGAGCCUGCAGGAGGAGAAGGAGAGUGAGAAUGAAGAGGAAGAGGAAGAGGAAGGGGAAGAGGACAAGCCCUCAGAUUCAUCACCCAACACCAAAGCUGGUCUGCCCCUCGCCAACAGUAAAAGCAAUCCGGCCUCAACUACCAUUCAACCCGAUUCUGGCCUUGUCACCAACACACUCAGCUCCGAGCAGAAGUCAGCAGGAAAGAUAAUCAAAUUCGGGACCAAUAUUGAUCUCUCCGACCCUAAAAGGUGGAAGCCCCAGCUGCAGGAGCUGCUGAAGCUGCCAGCCUUCAUGCGCGUGGAAUCCAGCAACAACAUGCUCAGUCACGUCGGUCACACCAUCCUGGGCAUGAACACGGUCCAGCUGUACAUGAAAGUGCCGGGCAGCCGCACGCCAGGUCAUCAGGAGAACAACAACUUCUGCUCGGUCAACAUCAACAUCGGGCCUGGGGACUGUGAGUGGUUUGCCGUCCACGAGCACUAUUGGGAUGCCAUCAACAGCUUCUGUGAGAAGCAUGGAGUGGACUACCUCACAGGGUCCUGGUGGCCAGUCCUGGAGGACCUCUACAGCUCUAACAUCCCCGUAUACCGCUUCAUUCAGAGGCCGGGAGACCUGGUGUGGAUUAAUGCGGGGACUGUUCACUGGGUGCAGGCAGUGGGCUGGUGCAACAACAUCGCCUGGAACGUGGGACCGCUCAACUCGUACCAGUAUCAGCUUGCCCUGGAGCGCUUUGAGUGGAACGAGGUGAAGGAGGUUAAGUCAAUCGUUCCCAUGAUCCAUGUCUCCUGGAAUGUGGCUCGCACCAUCAAGAUAAGCGACCAGGAUACCUUCAAGAUGAUCAAACACUGCCUGAUACAGUCCAUGAAGCACAUCCAGAUUCUCAGAGACCAGCUGGUGGCAGCAGGGAAGAAGAUCUGCUACCAGAGUCGAGUGAAGGAUGAGCCGGCGUACUACUGCAACGAGUGUGAUGUGGAGGUGUUUGACCUGCUGUUUGUGACCAGUGAGAACAGCAGUAAGAAGAGCUACGUGGUGCACUGUGAGGACUGUGCCCGGGCUAAGAGCCCAUCGCUGGCAGGAGUUGUGGUGCUGGAACAGUAUCGGAUAGAGGAGCUGAUGAAGACCUACGACAGCUUCGCGCUGGCUCCUGCUCCCUGUUCAAAGUGACAACUCCUCCCCGGUGUCUUUCAGCCAUAAAACCAAAACGCUAAUGGCAGCACAAGCGUUGUCUUCAAGGCAAUCUAUUUGUGAAAAAAAAAACACUCCCUGAAUCAGCCAAUCACAUUUCCUCAGUAUUGUUUACAUCACACAGUAAGGUAUGGAUACUCAGCCAAUCCAACUCUAGCUCACUGUCUUCCCCAUACCAGCUGCUGAUUGGACGUGGGUUUUGAAAUAGAAUGACUAGACUGGUACUCUUUAAUGCAAAGCAUUUCAGAACUGUACAAAAAAAAAAAAAAGAAGAAGAAGAGCACUGCUAGCACUGAAAAUCAGGUUAUAUGUUUAACGGACACUGCUGUGAUUCUAAAGCGUCAAGUAGCCGGUUCUGUGAGUUAAUUCAGGUACUUUUAUGCAAAUUCAGUAGAACUUUUUUACACCAAUCUAGUUAUUCUAUAUGUCCAUGAAUUUGCUGUGAUUCUGUUGUACCAGCAGGGGAAUGGCUUCACAAGAGAAGUAGCUGAUUGUCACAUUUGACAUCACAUUUGCUUUCUGUUUUUUUUUUUAGUAUUCAGGUGAACUCUGGCAUUUGUAAUACCCGUCUGUAUACUCUUUGAGGUGCUAUUCCAAUCCUAUUUAUUCUCGUUAGGUAUUUUAAAAGUUUUACCAGCCUAGAAGUACACCACAUUGGCCUUGCAAACUGUAUUUAGAGGAGAGGUAAUUAGAGGAUUAAAAAACACACAAAAAAUAAGGUUUUAUGUAAAAAACUAAACUUAAAAAAACUAAUCAAAACUUUUCUCAGUUUCUCUAAAAUACGGGUUCACUAGAGGACUAAUAUGGUUUCAUCCUUAGUUGGAAAUCAGCUUUUAGAUGGAAGGUUUGGUUUUGUUUGUUUUCAUCACCAGUCCAGCUAAUUUCGUCGUCGGUGUGGUUUCUUUGAUACACCCAGAAAACAGGCAUGGUGUCGUUUUUUUUAUAGUUUUGAAUGGGAGAACAAUCCCAGUUUUAUACCUCUUUUGUUGCUAUAUUCUCAUUUGUAGAUGACAGAGAAAAUAAAUACUUGUAAAUUGUGAAUGAAUUUAUGAUAUACCCACGGUGGUGUGCAUAGACUUGUGGGCAGGGCGGUGCUAUCAGUGAAGUGCCGGUUAGUGUGAGAAAGUAAUAUGUCCAAAGAGACACACAAUCAUAAUCUUAUAAUGCAAAAGCCAAUGAGGAUGAACAGAUGUCCAAACUGACUGGCACCUCACACUGUUUUCUCAAUCUUCCGACAAACAUCCACUCUGAACAGGAUCAGGAGCUUCGUGCGUCAGGAGAUGUGGCAUACUAGUUCAACAUGUUAAGAGCAUAUGCAGUGUUUCCCCUACCAUUAUCUAAGGGGGGCGCCCCGACAUCAACUUAUUUUAUUUCAUAUAAAGUGCCAGAUCACAACAGAAGUAAUUUAAGGAUACAUUUCCUAUAGAACAGGUCUGUUACCUUGUCCUUUUAUUAAACAAACUAAAUAGCCUUAUGUUAUUUAUCUUAUUUACACAGCGGCAUUUCAUUUCUCUCUACAUGUGCACAGACAGACAGACACACACACACAGGUGAGCACACUCCCACCAGCGGAGAGUGCGUGUCGGAAAAGUAUGUCGCGACAACCACCUGAAAAGCAUAUUAAGAGGCUCUGGAAAUGUUGUUCCAGAAGCCCCUCCCAGGCCCGCCCCCGCCUCCCCCCAAAAGCUGUAAACCAAGGGGAAACACUGAACUGAGACUUGGCUCAGACAUCAUUUCUAAUUGUAACAGCCCUUCAAUUGAAAACAUCAAGUUUGUUGAGGCCUCAUAGUCCAAUCUUUGGCUGUGAAUGUGGCUAUUGUGGAAGGGCUACACAAUUUGUUCAACUUCAAAGUAGAGCUCGACUGAUUUUUGGGUGACAGUGACAUUAUUGGAUAGUUCUUUAUAUGUAAAAAAAACUACUGAUGGUGACACUACUUCAUUACUGUAGCCUUAGACUAGAACAAUCUGCACGCACAUGUUUAUUUGCUCUGGCGUAUUUGACCUGGCUCCAUCCUGUUCUGGCAGAUUACAAUCAGGCACAGUUCAGGUCAGUCUGAUCACAGCUGUUUAUCUUAUAUUGUGUGUGUUUAAGGGCCAUUGAGGCUUUUUCGUAAACAAACAAGAUGGCUACCACUGAUGUGGAACUUUCUAAAUUCACAAACUUUUUGUUAUUAUACUGUAGUCGCUUUGUAGUGGUCUGACAGCACUAUCUCAUCUACUACAAGAUAUUUUCAGUUUAUCUUAAACUUAAACGUUAGACCUCUGCCUGUAUAUUCUGUUCUUUAAUUCAAUCAUUCAUUCUGUUCUUAAAUGGCAGACACUGGCCCUCAUGUAUCCAACGUAUCUGUCUGUGUCUGAGAGUCAUUAGAUCAUACUGCAGUGCCUGUUACAACAGACAGAGUUAGAGGUGCACAGAUUUAUUGUUAGAUAAGAUAUUGCACCUCAAAAGUAUUUUAUAUUACGCUCCACCUCAAACGAUCUCUGUAUAUCUCGGCUACAUUGCUUUUUAAAUAACGUUGAGCAGUGCGAUCUGUCAGGUGAUUUCUUUAGUUGUGUGUUAUUUUUGAUGAAUUCAUGUUUUUUUUUUUUAUCGUUUUACUUUAAAGAUUAGAGAGGCUUCUUUCAGUAAUUACAUGUUGAAAGUUCCCAUGCGCACAGGAAUAUCACUGCAGAAAAUAUUGCGACAAAAACAGGUACUUUAAAAGGACGGACAAAUCUCCAGAGGAAACUAAAUAGAACGUUUAACCUCUGAAGAAGGAAAUGUUUAAGAAUACAGAAUAUCAUCGUUAGAUCAUAAGUAAUCGGUAUGUCCGGAGAUUAUAAUAAUCAAUGAUACGCUGAAGUGAGACUUCAGGCCAGACUACAUGUGACAUAAUAACGAAUAAAGAAAUCUGGGGGCUGUAAUUACUACUACUGUAUUACGUAUCUCCAUGCCGUAAACUUAGGGGUAGAGGACAGCUGAACUGUGAAUAUAUAGGGGCAUGGUAUUAAAAUGAGGAUCGUUUCCAGCCGCCACACUUACCAACACUGGUCACCCGUACGCUGUGAUCAGCCAGAUACACACAUUUUAUAGGUCCCACGUGGACCCUGUCGUACGAUGAUUUCUACACCCAAAUCUGCUCUGGUUUCUACACCAGAUUGAUAAGUGAGGGCCAGACUGUGAGCAAAGAUUCGCCCUGACUUCAGUAUUGUUAGGAUUUAAAUGUACGCUGACACGCUGGCACCUCAUCAACUGUUACAACUAAGGGAAAGAAAAGUCUCACCAAAUGUUCCUGUUGUUGAAACUAGCUAUCCAUUCUAGUAAAUAACAUCUACAUCCUGAUUGGUUGUAAUAUCCAGAGGCAUUUUCUCUGCAGCCGUAGACAACACCUGUUGAAAAUUUAAAAAUACAUUGAGAUGUUUCAGAUUCAUUUUUGGCUUAAAAUUGGUUCAAAUUUCCAUAAACCUUGUUUGCUGCAUCUUCUUUUAUAUAUCAGCAAACAUAAGCACAGGUAGCUGCAAUAAGCUGAUAUUUCAGCCUGGAUGAUAUUGGUCUAGCUCUACUUUCAAGUGCAUUCAAAAGCUUUUGUUCCUUCAUAUAAUACGAUCGUUGCUUCAUUGGACUGUAUACAUGAGUUAAGUCCAAUCUUUAAUUACUUAAAUUGAUGUUAAGCAUAAUCAAAUGUCAGUGAUCUAAGCCCUGCCCGUAUCAGUCUGUGCACCCCAUUCACUGUACAUAUUGUAUCUGUUUUCAGGUUUACUAGAAGACUUCUGUAGUUUUGUUCUCAGUCAGAUAUCUAAUUUGUAUAUGGUCAAAAUUUGUCCACCUCAGUCUCUUGUUUUUGUUUUUGUUGUUGCUAUAUUAUAAAAACACCCAGAAAAUAUCCUGUGUCACUCUAGUUUAAAUUACUGCAAUGGGAGUUUUUGUUCCCACUUUUAUACCUCUUUUUGUUGACAGUUUCUGUUUUUUGGAUUACAGAGAGAAUGGAAAAUUGUAAAUGGUGACAUUAUUUAUACUGUAUAUGGUUGUUUUCUUAUAUAUUUAUUGCAUAUCAAAGGGUACUUCAUUUGAUAAGAGCCUAAAAGGUAUUUUAAAGAUGUAGUAUGGUCAUAGUGUGUGGGGCAGGGGAAGUGCAAUCAGGGGGGACGGUUAAAUGUUCAUGGUGCUAGCCCCCUCCUUGCCUCAAUGCCCCCUUAUUAAAAAGCAUAUAAUGAUGAAUGAUCAAAAGUCAGUGAUACAACUCAAUCCACUGGUUGGUGCUUAGAACCUUUUCACAACAGUAACUGGUAACAGAAAUGAACUGAUGUCUUUGUACUGUAAGUAACAGAUGAAUACGAGAUCUUUUAAAAAUGUUUUCUUUUCCAUUGUAUGAAAUUCAUUAUCUUGUGAGGCAUUAGUGGUUUUCUGAAGAGCAUUAGCAGUAGUUGUAAUUAUUGACACUUUUACAGAGACUUUUAGGGAUGUGACUUUAAAUGACGUCGAGGGUUUCGGUUUUUCUCUGUGUCUCGUCCUCAUCAUUAUUAUUCGUAGUAUUUUUUGAAGGAUGUAAUAAUGCUAUUUUAUUCCUCUUGACUUGUUUGAUUUCUGCUGCACUUAUUGUUUCUAAAAGAACUCACAUAGAAGAAACCUGAGCCAGACCUGUCUUAAAUCCCUCUGUGAUUUUUCUGUGACAUACUGUAUUGUUGUUGGAUGAAAUAAAAUGUUUUGAUAAAUUA
This is a messenger RNA of Labrus mixtus (cuckoo wrasse), 12733 nucleotides long. It is a transcript of the gene kdm6bb, whose product is annotated as lysine (K)-specific demethylase 6B, b. Bases 2750 to 8017 code for a protein of 1755 amino acids. The transcript is spliced from 21 exons. Gene Ontology annotation, molecular function: RNA polymerase II cis-regulatory region sequence-specific DNA binding; chromatin DNA binding; histone H3K27me2/H3K27me3 demethylase activity. The record is from RefSeq and is a predicted model, not a curated record. Gene Ontology annotation, cellular component: MLL3/4 complex. Lineage: Eukaryota; Metazoa; Chordata; Actinopteri; Labriformes; Labridae. Gene Ontology annotation, biological process: heart development; regulation of gene expression.